GUGCCCACCAAGAGCGCCGACAACCCGCGCAGUGUAGGCGGGCUCAGCUCAGUGCCAAUGCCGGGAACGCAAACUAACAGCUCCACUGCUGCUACUUCGGCGGCGCACUCUGUUGGCGUUCGCGGUUCUAACUUGGGAGUGAAGGCGGGCCAAAAUAAUCUUCAGCAGCAAACCGCCUGGGCACCAGCAGGAGGGGGUUUGACGUCGAGAACCACUGGCAGCAGCUCUGGUCCAGUUGCAACGCCACAGCCACUAGCUGGCAUCUUCUAUGCAGGAGGUGCACUGCCGCAGGGCGGCGGCGGAAACAGUAAGCUGAGGAGUGGUGCUGGUGGUGGUGGCAGCGUGCACCUAAACCAUCCCCAGGUUUCAUCUAGCACAACAAAUCACAGCACGCCAUCUGGUGCACAACGUCAAAGAAACGCGGCAGCUGGCACCAGUGGGACGGGCACGAUCACGACGAGCAUGAUGACACCGAGUGGUUUCCACCACUCGGUGCCAGGCAUGAACACCGUAUCACAGGGGUAAAUGAAUCACAUUACAAAUGAAUCACCAUACGGAAAAAAAAAACUUUCCAAGUACCGCAGUGCAUGGCCCGGCUCGCACGCAUAAGGAAGCGCCCAAUAUAUACAACCAAAUAACAACCUGAGACACAGCGACGCUCCCCAGGAAGGUCGCGCCUUUCUCGAUAAGGUUUGCGCUAUUUGGUUGGUGGCUACGGGGGGCGAACGCAAUGGCCAGGAGUGGAUGCUGGGGGCAUCGUGCCUGAAUAGCUUGCAAACAACUCGGGGGAAGCAUUCGCAACCCAAAAUACCAAGCACAAGCCCAUUGCUAAAGAUAGGAAAAGCGACACCAUAAAAAUGAAGUGACUACACCUCCAUACCGUCGGGCGUAGCGUCCCGAGGGUGUCGGAUUUUCUGAAAAAAGAUCAACUUUUGCCAAAAAUUCAUCUUUUUCGAAGCAAAAAAAGAGGUGCAAUCACCUUGCGUUUCGUAGCUAUCAACUAGCCCUAUGAUUCAUUUGACUCCUGCUCCCGCUUAGUAUCUGCUUGAAUCACCCCAGCAAAAAGCCGCGAUUUUUGGCAUCAAAUUGAUGCCCGAAACACGUCUUCUUCGCGUCAAAUCACCCUAGCAGAUAUCAAGUGGGUUUGGCUUUUUUUUCGUCUGAAACAGGCUGCACAUCUCAAGUGAUCACACCUCCACUGCUCCACUUCUGCCACUUGGUAACAGUAGAGUAGGGCAAAAGUAAGAAUAGUGCGCCAAUAGCACCAUGCGGGGUAGCAUUAUGCACCACGGUAUGAUGCUUUGGGGCUGGUCUUGGGGUAUCUUCUAUGGCAUCUUCUGCGCACUACAUCUCGCAGUCUUCUCCUUACCAAAAUGCGACGCCUGGGGCUUUUGGUCGCAGCCUUCUCAAGCAUUCGCCCACUGCAAUCUACCGACCAGCUGUGUCUGGCGCGGGGAAAAAAGCUGCAGGCGCUACGGCAGUUGGGGACGCUCCGAAUUUUUUGUUUUUUCGAAUAACAGUGGUUUCCACCACUCGGUGCCAGGCAUGAACACCUAUAACAGGCUCAGAUGUCUAAUUCAGCGAAUUCCAAAAAAAAUUUUUUAGGUCGUGGAAACGCGUUUCGCUUUCAAUGCUGACUCCCCCCACAAGCUGAAACAAACUGGCUAUGGCUAUCUCAUAGCUGGAUAAUUGUCUUGCCACGUGCAAGGCAUAGGCAACCACCUAGCUGCGACCUAGCUAAUCCCAUUAGUUUGAAUGGUUCCAAGCAUCCCUUUGGAGCUGCAAUAGCACCUGCUGUCGCGAUCUUCGUCCUGUUUUUGGCUUCUGCUUUCUUUUUUGUCGUACUGCUUUGGAGAAAGCUGCCCGAAAAUUGGCUCCCUAUUGGAUAUUGGUCUUCUUCAUCUCGUGCUGCUUUCGUGAAAAUUGCACAACGUAAGAAGCUUCGAUCUACCAUAAGAAAGCGCAAGCUCACCCCGGGCGACUGAUUCCGCUCGAAAGGGAUCUUCGGGGCCUCUGGGACUGCAAAGGCCCUUCUCCAGAAGAAAUGGCCGGCGGGCCCGGUCAGGUAGACAGGGCGCUGGGCGGUGGCUCCAAAUGUACCCAAAAGGACAGGACUCAGGCCAGUCCCCGGACGCUUGCGGAGAUGCGAUCUCUGGGCAAGUUUUCGCCCGAUUUCGCAAUACGAACAUGCCUGAGCCGGAUGCUGGCAGUGCAGACGAGGUGCGUGGCUAACGCGCUGAAUCGAAGCCAAGAACGACAAAAAAUACACCGGAAAGCGCACGGAAAGCAGCUGCCCUCGCUCCAGAGGGCACCUCUUGGGCCUCGAGACUCCAGUGGUAACUUUGGAACAGGGGCAGCAGCUUGCCGCGCGCUUUUGCUCCUUUGUCCGGUUCGCACCCUUUUUUUGUCGUGCAAUUCAGAAGAAAUCUGCAGGACAAACAAAAGUCGAGAAUCCAAAAGGACGAGGUUGCCGGGGAAUUGUGGCGCAACUGCACAGAUCCAUAAGGCGGCUCCCAGUCUGUGCGCCAACUAGUUCAAAGCCGGGCCUUGCGAGGGGCCAACUAGCUCAGUCCGAGGCUUCAGUGACCUAAACAAUUUUUUUUGAAAUUCGUUGAAUUAACAGUGGUUUCCACCACUCGGUGCCAGGCAUGAACACCGGCAACUCUGUUACUAAUGUCCACAACAGGCAGCAAUCGGCGCACCAGCACCAGGAUAUUCCUGCAGGAUCUAAUUCUAAUGACCAACUACUACCCUGGUCCACUACUACUGCAACGUCGACGUCGUGGUCGUCGUCGCGUCGGCCCGGAACGAAUUCGGUUAGCGGCCCGUCCCCGCCCCUCCAGCAAAUCACCAGCACCGUUGUCAGUUCCGUUCCAGGCAAAAAAGGCGCGGCUGGCGUCGGAACUGCGGGCGGUAAUGGCGCGAUUGGGAAGGGGACAGCCGGAGGUACAACAACUACAGGGAAUAGCGCUACAAGUGCUGCCAAGAACGCGGGCACUUCUUCGAGAGCAGUUGUAGGGUCGGGAACUUCUUCGACUUCCAUUCGGCUUCCGCCCGGGCUCGUGGAACAGAACAAUAUCAACAGCCGAACCCCAUCUGGGGGAAAAAAUGCAGCGGCGCAUCUGCUUCAUACUGCAUCAGGCGGCGGGAAUAGUUGUGCCUCGGACCACGGAGCAAGAAACAACAACACAACCUCAAAAAAGAACUACAACACGCGUCCUGGUGCUGGUAAAGGGACCGCGACGGCAGGUGGUUCCAAAAAUUGCAUCGGAUCGCCUGGACUUCUCGGAAAUACCAGCGCGGCUGCCGUUUCCACCUCGGGAACAGCCCAUCGAGCCAACGCGGCCUUGAUACACCAACACCAGGUACAGGUAAUUUGUGUGUGUCGUGCUCAUCAAACACGACCCGUAACUGCAGCAAUUAUCCGGGUAGAAAAAAAUUGGCAUGAUGUGCAUGUUUAAAUAUUUUUCACAGGUAGCGCUCGCCUCGCAAUCGCGUCCUCCCUCGGCGCAGAGUGGCGCCCCCGCAGCUCUGACUUCCGGC
Messenger RNA from Amoebophrya sp. A120, 3543 nucleotides. Lineage: Eukaryota; Dinophyceae; Syndiniales; Amoebophryaceae. The record is from the annotation of a GenBank genome assembly.